Messenger RNA from Pieris brassicae (large cabbage white), 1933 nucleotides. It is a transcript of the gene Scp1, whose product is annotated as sarcoplasmic calcium-binding protein 1. Gene Ontology annotation, molecular function: calcium ion binding. The transcript has 4 exons. The record is from RefSeq and is a predicted model, not a curated record. NCBI's taxonomy places the organism in Eukaryota, Metazoa, Arthropoda, Insecta, Lepidoptera, Pieridae. The coding region runs from base 85 to 672 and encodes 195 amino acids.
GCCACGAGUCUUACAGAGUUUAGUUCAAAAGACGCGACCGAUCUGUGAACCUGUGUCUAAUCUCUCGUUGAGAGCUGAACAACAAUGGCAUAUAGCUGGGAUAACAGAGUUGCUUUUGUCGUAAGAUACCUUUACGAUAUCGACAACAAUGGUUACCUAGACUCACACGACUUCCAAUGUCUCGCUUUGCGGACGUGUGUGCUCGAAGGCAAAGGGGACUGCAGUGCGGCCCGGCUUCAAAAAUACCAGAACAUCAUGAUCAACCUCUGGGAGGAGAUCUCUAGGCUCGCUGACUUCGAUAAGGUGCCAGACUAUGACGGCACUGUUUCGGUAGAAGAAUUUAAGCAAGCAGUCAAAAACACCUGCGUCGGAAAGAAAUACGAAGAUUUUCCCCAAGCAAUGAAGGCGUUCAUCGAAAGUAACUUUAGGAUGAUAGACAUCAAUGCUGAUGGUCUGAUGGGAGUUGAGGAGUUCCGUUAUGACUGCAUUCAACGUAUGGUAGUGGAAGACAUUAAAGUCAUUGAUGACGCCUACAACUCGUUGUUAAACGAUGACGAUAGAAGAAAAGGUGGCAUUUCCUUAUCGAGAUAUCAAGAACUAUUCGCUCAAUUCUUGGCUGACCAGACCGAGCACUGCCCAGCCAGCCUACUUUUCGGCCCAUUAGAACUUUAAUAAUCUUUAAGAUAUAUUUCAGUGACUGAUUUUUUAUUUUUAAUAUUUUCGUUGGGUAAUGAUUAUUUGAUAUUUUUUUAAAUCUAUGAAAUAAUUAUCGUGUGAGAUAAAUAAAGGAUCGAUUAUCUAAUUAAAGAGUACACAUAUAUAUUAAUGCCGAAUUGAAUCCGCGGAAUCAAACUCUUAUUGUGUGCGCGUGAACUUCUUUCAUUAAUAAACAAAAAAGCAGUUUUAGGAGAUUUUUCAUAAUGGUUUUUUUAAAGCGAGGCAGAAAGAUAAAUCUGACUUCCGUAUGUCAAAAUUGUAUUAGAUUUCGAUAUACGGUGGUCACCAUGUAUGUGGCUGUCUGAGCUCUCGAUGCAUUCUAAGACUCAAGACCCAACGAAAAUAAACGAAACCAUAAAUAAAAUUACAUCGUUAAUACUUAAAAAUAUCACAGAUAUGCGGGGCUUAAAAUAGAUGCGUUCCGAAUUUCUGAUCUAUUGCAAUUUCUAUUAUUGCAUUGUUCAUGUUUGAAAUAAAUUUGUGUGAAAUAUGUUUGAACAUACAUCUUAGAUAUAUUACGCUAGUUUUAGUUUUGUUUGUUUUCUUGAAUUUUCCGUCCUUAAUGUUUUUUUAUGGAAUGUUACUGUUUGAAUGAAAAAUGUACAAAUACAGCAAUCAUAUGUUUAAUCAUGAUAAUAAAAGUGUGGCGUAUAUGGCAAGACAAUUUGAUUCCUGGCACGGCCAUUAUUGGAACAUGUUCCAAUACUUUGAGAAAUAUCAGGAUUAUUUUUUUAUAUAAAACACUAAUAUUACAAGUUAAUUUAUAAGCAUUCUAGCGCUAAAGUAACUUGUAAUAUUAGUGUUACGUGUUAUCGCUAGUCUACGACAUCCGAACAGAUAAAAGGUUAACGGUUGGCGGACUCAGUCUCCGAGAGACUUACGAUUCUAACUAGGUCCAUUGUGCGUAAAGUCCUGGCUAAGUCCAGAAGCACAGAAGUCUGGGCACUGCGCAGGUUUCACGGAGCGGCUUCACAGCUCCGAGGAUUUCUGUAUGUUGGUUUGCCACAGUCACGCAUUCCAGGACUAUGGCUACUGAUUCCUCUGCGCUGCAAACAGCCGAACUAUUCAGACAUAUACAGUUCAUCUAUCUAUAGUUAAUUCGGAGUGUGUCAUUAUUGUCUACGUAAAAAUAAUCGGAUAAUUUUGUGCUAAAGGCUGCCAUUCUAGUCAUGAAUGUUAAUGUAAAUAUUUGUUUUGAAAUAAAUUUUUAAGUUUU